This is a messenger RNA of Phlebotomus papatasi, 2191 nucleotides long. RefSeq names its product origin recognition complex subunit 3 (gene Orc3). Bases 129 to 2153 code for a protein of 674 amino acids. The record is from RefSeq and is a predicted model, not a curated record. Gene Ontology annotation, biological process: DNA replication initiation; DNA replication. The transcript has 5 exons. NCBI's taxonomy places the organism in Eukaryota, Metazoa, Arthropoda, Insecta, Diptera, Psychodidae. Gene Ontology annotation, molecular function: DNA replication origin binding. Gene Ontology annotation, cellular component: DNA replication preinitiation complex; nuclear pre-replicative complex; nuclear origin of replication recognition complex.
AAAAUGUCGAUAAGUCGGAGUGUCAAAGUGUGUUGCAUUUCCCGCCAAAAAUACCCAUGUGAAAUUCUCUAAAAAUCCUUAUUUUUGCGUGUGUUUUCUUUUCUAAAACUCGUGAAUUGUUCUCAAAAAUGGAACCGGAAGUCUCAGUGUCCAAGGGAUGUUUUGUUUACAAAAAUGGAUCAAUGCGGAAGAGAGGAAACCCUGGAAAGAAACGCCAAUCUAUAGGGAAGCAGGACUCAAUCCUGCCUCAAAAUAUCCAGUCAUGCAGUUGGUAUCGCAGCUACCAGGAAGUUUGGGAGAGGAUGCAUUCAAAAAUUGAGGAUAUUCUGAGGGAAAACCACUCAAGAGUGAUGGAUAGUGUACUUGAAUGUGUCUUGGGGACAAAUUCCUGUGCUUACAGCUAUCUCUUUCCGGUAAUUGUUCUUCAGACCGGAAUCAAUCAGCCGGAUCAUUUGAGUAUGUUUCGGCGUCUCUCUGAGAAGAUUUCCCAUCAGGAAGAUCUCCACUCAGUGGUACUGACCUCAAUGGAAGCCACCAAUGUCAAGACAGCCAUAGAAACUAUCGUAGGAGGAUUUAUCCGGCAAUUCUACGAAGAUGAUGAAGUUGAGAUCAAGAAGCAAAAUUGCACAAUGAGAAGUCUCUGUGGGGCUUACAGGGAAAACCGUGGGAUUCUGGCCAUUGUGAUUCCUGAUUUUGAGCUUUUCUGCAAGUCCACUCUCAGAGAAUUAGUCACCAUUCUGGCUUCCUAUCGUUCUCAAUUGUCCCUGGUUGUGAUUUUUGGCGUUGCAACUUCCAUUUCUGCUCUUGAACAGAUCCUCCCGCUCAAAUUUACCACUCGAGCAAAGUUCCACGUAUUCCAAACCCAAUCCUCCAUUGAGAUUCUCAAUAAUAUCGUCGAAAAGGUAAUUCUCCGGGAAGAGAUUCAUCUCUCCGGAAGAGUCCUUCAGUUCCUGAUUGAAAAAUUCCUUUUCUACGAUUUCUCCAUCAGUGGCUUUGUGCAGGGAGUGAAAUUUUGUUUGCUGGAGCACUUUUCCCAAGGUAGCUUGUAUACCCUUGCUGCAGGCCAAAAAGUUCGGGAAAUCCUCCGGAAUCAUGAAGAUUGCGAGAGUAUCCGGAAAUUGAUGUCUGUUAGGCGUCACAUUGAGUCUCUAUCCGACAGUCAGGAAAUCAUUUCUACCCUCACUGAUGACAAUUACCUGAGAAAUCUCCUGGAAAGUGUCUGGAUCAAACACAUCGAGGAGUUUUUCCUCUUUUUCCACACCGCUCUUUGCUUCCUGCACGAACUCGUGCGGGAAUUGCCCAAAAGUCCCUUAGGGAAGCAACUAAGAGAAGUCUAUUGUUUUGCCACAUCGAGCCCCAUCCUCCAGAGCCAAGAAUAUGCAGAAUGUCGACAAGUCCUGGGUGUAAUGUCCAAAGAAGCCUUCUUCUCAAAGCUCAGUGACUGUGUUGAGAAAGUUGAAGACUUUCUAGAACAGAAUCCUUCUACCCAAGUUCAGCAGAUCCAACAAAAAAUGCACAGGAUCUUGAAGCAAUCCAGCAAGAUUCUCCAGGAAGAUGGUGAACAGAAUGAACCAAUUAAAUCCAAGUUCGACCAGACCAAAAGCAUUUCCAAUCGCUUCGAAUUCAAGAAGAUGCUUCUGGAGAAGGCCAAGGAGCAAAAUCGACCAUCUGGACAAGCAGGAGUCAUUUCUGCCUGCCUCAAGAUGAUCGAAGAGGAGAUUUUGGCACAGUCGCUGAUUCCUUUCGCAAGUGGUCCGCCUCUUAUUGAACUCUUUGUCCAUCAGGACGCUUCAUCGACGCGCAGGCAUCUCAUGGGAUCUCCAAGAGGCGCUCUCCAUCAGGCCCUGAACAAUCCACAGUAUUACCUUCAGUGUGGAUGCUGCGACGGCAACUCUCUCAAUUGGCACCUCCCGGACCUCACCAUCGCCUACAGAUUGCACUCUGAGUGUGGUCGAAUGAUUAAUCUAUUCGAUUGGUUGCAAGCAUUCCAGUCCAUUGUCCAGCAGGUGGAUGGGCAGUCUGGGGAUGAGGAUGGUUGUGUCAGUCCGCAAGUGCAGGCGAGAUUCACGAGAGUUGUGUGCGAAUUGGAAUUUCUGGGAUUCAUCAGGAGCUCUAAGCGGAAAGUGGAUCAUGUGGAGAAGCUUACAUGGUGACUGAUUUAGCCAAUAAAAAGUUAGUCUUGUUUUUCUCA